Vidua chalybeata is the source of this 2678-nucleotide messenger RNA. RefSeq lists its product as uncharacterized. The transcript is spliced from 3 exons. Bases 1 to 1047 code for a protein of 348 amino acids. The record is from RefSeq and is a predicted model, not a curated record. NCBI's taxonomy places the organism in Eukaryota, Metazoa, Chordata, Aves, Passeriformes, Viduidae.
AUGGGGUGCCCCCCCGCGAAAAGGGGGGGGGCAGAGCCUUUGUCCGUGGCUCAGAAGUUUUCUUCUGCUUCUGCGCAGAGGGAGCCUCCUCCUCCUCCUCCUCCUCCUCCUCCUUCAGCGUGUGAGCCCCGCCUCCACGUCCCUUCGGAGGGUGCGGGGCCGCUCCCGGCGGAGGUGGAGACGCCGCUCCGCCCGCCGGUUUCCCCGCCUGCAGCCGUGCCUCCUCCUCCUCCUGCCCAUUCGGAGCUGGGAGACACACCCGCCGCUGAGAGCCAGCCUGAAGCCACCUCGGCAGGGGCGGAGACGCCACCUGCGCCGGCUCCCGCGCCGGCCCCUGCCUCGGAGUUGUCAGCCCCGCCUCCGGCACCGCCCGUCAUCGCUCCCGCGGCGGCGGCUGCGCCCCCUGCACCAGCGGCCGAUCCCUCCACAGCGGUCGGUUCCGCCGCGCCGGUGGUCCCGCUCGCCGGCUCGGAGCCUGUUCCCGAUGCGAGCUGUGAUGAUAUAGAAGACCCCCAGCCUGCGGCGUCGGCCGAAAACCUCCCCGCGCCGGCUCCGCCGCCGACAUCGGCUGUGAUGCGCGCCUCGCCGCCCGCACCGGCCCCCGCGCCGGCCCCGCUGGUCCCGGCUGCCCCGCCGCCUCCCGCGGCUUUCGCCGGGUCGCCAGGCGCUGCCAACAGCAACAGCAGCGAGCAGCAGCAGCCUGGGGCCGCGUUGGAGCGGACCCCGCCGUCUCCAAUCAGCCCGGGGUCCCCUCCCAGCCUGUUCUCUGCUGCUGGCGCUCCUCGGCAGCCCCUUGCAGCUGCCGCGAAAGUGAAAGUUAUGAAGUUUAGUGCCUUUCUGGGGAACAGUGUUUUUCUUGGUCCAAUUCUUGCUUGGGUGGGGGAUUCUCGCCGGAGCUCGAGGUCCCUCGCCCCUCCCGCUCACGUUUGGGGGGCGGGGGGGAUGAGUUCUGGGAAUGCUGCCGCUGGUCUUGUGCCCGGAGAGCGUGGGGGUGCUGCCGCCAGGGGUCUGAGCUGCGUGCCGGCCCAACCGUGCCGCAGGUCCUGAGAAUCAACAUUUCUCUGGGAAAAACACCUUCUCUGCUGAGCCCUGGGGCAGUUCUUGUGUCAUGCCCUCGUUUGAGGGGCGGGGGCAAACGCGUCCUGAGUGGCUGUGGCUGCGGCCACGGCCAGGCGCGGUGCGAGAUGAACACAAUGCUAGAAGACUUGCCGUGACACUGGCCACAUGGUGGGGGCGGGCUGUGAAGAUGAAGAUCCCGCCCCGCCGGUCGGGCUGGGACCGAUUGGUCCAGCCCCCCGGCCGGAGGGCCCCGUGUGCCCCACGGCCGAGUUUGGGAUCUUGGCUCCGCCCGCAUGGACCGGGGCCUCCAGCUGCGCAGGGUCUGAAAGCCUGCUACUUGCUGGGCAUUCUGAUUCCGAGAUUAAAAAAAAAAAAAAUUAGAUUUAAGAUUAAUUAAAUAGAGGUGGUUGAAAAGACAAAAAACAAGAAAAAAAGUGGUUGAUUUAAGAGUUUUGGCCAUGGCAUUUCAGAGAUUUUUUCAUUUUUUUUAAUUUGGUGAUGGUUUUUUGCACAAGAAAGGUAUGUUUGCAUGGUUGACAAUCAGCCCAGAGUUGGUUUUAUCAGUUGUUGCAGUCUCUGGGAUGACAUUCAGUGUUUUGGUAUUAGAUAAUUAUAUGAUGUCACAUUUGGUUUUUGUUUAUGGGUUUUUAAUUGUUGUUUGGACUUUCUUCAGUUGUUUUGUUUCAGGAUUCAGCAGUUCUCUGUUUCAGCAUUGAGAAAGACUUUUGAGGAUGUCAAGAUCAACGUUUCCAAUCAAUGGACACCUUCUCCCGAGAAUCAGUUGUUUGGACUUGAAAUUUGAGCAUUCUUUUAAUUGUUGUUUGGGUUUUUAUGUUGUAAGUUUUGUUUUAGAGAUUUGAUAGAUGGUUUGCAGGUAAAGGAUCUUGUUGAACAUUCCACAUCAGCAUUUGAUUUGGCUUUUGAUUGAUAACUAGCAAAUUGAUAAGGGAACCUCUUGAGAUGUGUUUGCUCUCUUUUGCAGGACCAUGCAGAAGAAUUGCAGAUGCAGUUUUUUUAUUUCAUUUUUUUUUUAAUUUAUACUAAAACAGUGAUAUGUGGCAAGCACAUUUCUUUCUCUCUCAGGAUUUCUUAUUGAGGUGCACAGAGAGAAAUGAAAGAGAAAACAAUUUCUAUUUCUGCUCCUUGUUUUUCUCUUGUGGAAUGUGUUUGGAGAAUUGUUUACCCAGAGUGAGUGCUUGGUUGGAUCAUGGUGGAUUGUUUGGGCCUGACAGCCAAUCGGAUCCACCUGUGUCUGGGCUCUGGAGAACAGGGUCACGAGUUGUGAGUUAGUUAGAUAUGAUAGUUAGAGAAAGUAGCAUGUAGUAUUUAGUAUCCUCUUUUAUAUAGCAUAUUAAUUAUUAUACCAUAAUUAUAAUAAAGCAAUCAUUCAGCCUUCUGAAAUGGAGUUAGACAUCAUCAUUCUUCCCAUUGGGUUCGCUGACAUCUACAACAGAGCUACCCCAGCCUAGGCCUCAGAUAUGGGCCUCAGUGAGGCCUUGAAGCCUAUGAGACAGUUAGAAAUUAGUCUGUAGUGCAAUCAGAAAUUAUGUUAAGGUGUAAGCACAGAGCAAUGGGCUUUCUGGGUGUGAAUUAGUAUCGGUCUGCAGUGUGAAACUUUA